AUGUUCCAACGCAUUGCAAACUUCUGGCUGUCUUCAUUUGUCACCGAGCGUCUGUUGGCCAGUCCUCUCUUCCACCGCAUGGCUGCAAAGACCCAUCAGCAUGUCUCUACUGUUACUGAGAAAGGUACCAAGACCGGCAGUGAAUUCAUGAAAGCCUUUAAGGAGAACUUGGAAAAGGAAGCCAGAAAUGCCAGAAAGUAA
This is a messenger RNA of Phycomyces blakesleeanus NRRL 1555(-), 201 nucleotides long. RefSeq lists its product as hypothetical. The transcript has 2 exons. The record is from RefSeq and is a predicted model, not a curated record. Bases 1 to 201 code for a protein of 66 amino acids. Lineage: Eukaryota; Fungi; Mucoromycota; Mucoromycetes; Mucorales; Phycomycetaceae.